AUUAAAAAAAAAAAAAAACUCACUGGAUGUUUUAGUGUCAUCAUUGCCACAGGGGUGGCACAGUGUUCCUGGGUCUUCACGGAAUUCUGCAUCUACGGCUUCUGCUUCAGCAGCUUCCUCUGUGCCAACUAUAAGAAAGAAGUGGAAUUCUCCUUUAUCAUCUGAAGUACCUCGAAGCAAACUUCCAUCAUAUAAAUCAUCAAAUUUAAGGUUACAAAAUGGUUAUUCAAGCAGUACAGCUACUUCAAGGAUCUCAAAGUCAUCUUGUACUGCUCCUCAAAGUCAGUUGCCAUCAUGUCCUCCAAAACCAUCUCCUAUUAAAGAAUAUCAGAGUGAAAUAAUAAAAUUAAAAAAGGAAUUAGCUACCAUGAAAGCGGAGAAUUCCAUUUUGAAAGCCAAAGUUCGAAGAGUGGAUGAUGAAAAUGUUCAGAAAACAAAGCAAAUUGAAAAAUUAAGGGUAGAAUUAAAAGCAUUGCAAAAGAAUGAAUCUGCAAGUAAUAAGAAAAGUAAAGAAUCUGAACUGCUUCUGCUUCGCCAAAAGUGUCUUCGGUUAGAAGGGGCAUUGAAAGAAAAAGAGCUUGCUUUAAAGAGGUUCACUAAUGUUGUGUCUUUGAAAACUGGAGAAUGUGGUGAUACUGAUAAAACAUUCCACAAAGAGAAUGAAGAAGAUAUUGGUUCAAAAGCCCAGAAAGUCCAAGAAACUAAGGUUACUGAAAAAUCUUCAGCAGCUCAAACUAGUAUUUCAAGAACUAGUCAUUCAAUAAAAACUGAAGUUGCAAAACUGAGAGAUAUGAUUCAUAAAUUAGAGAAAGAAAAUCAAGAAUUACAACAGCAAGCCAAAGUGAAUGGACAAGAAGUUAGAAGGUUGAAGAUGCAAUUGAAAAAUAAAGAUCGUUUCUUAAGUCAACAGGCUUCCAUUCCUAAACAUUCUGUGCAAAAUGAACCUUUAAAAACUGAAGUGAUAAAAACUGUGCCAAAUACUACAAAAACAUUAAAGGAAACUUCCACUAGUUUGAAAUUUGUAAAAGCUCCUGUGGGCAAGAAACCACUUCCUCAAAAUGUUUCUAAGACAUUUUCAAAAGUUGAAAAGUCAGCAUUAAAGCGAAAUUCUGAAAAACAGGAUGCUUUAAAAAAUGAAAAAAGUACUGUGCCAUCAGUAGGAGCAAAGAAUUUUGCUUCUAAAAAACAGGUUAGGAAGGUUUCAAAAUUACCUGUUACAAAAACAGGCUCAACUUUUGUUGUGACAAAGCCUAUUGUGCACAAAUCAUCUCUUAAACAAAAUCAGCAAUCACAUAUUCCUGUAGAAAUAAACGUGGAAGAAAAAAUCCAAGAAAUGAGAGAAAAUUUUGCUGCCAAGAAAAUACAAAGAAGUUGGCGUAACCAUCAAAAACGUAACUUGGCGAGAAGUGGAUUUCAAAAUGUGGAGAAGGCUAUGGCUUUUAUUGUCUCUUCAAUGAAACACCACAGGCAACUGAAAGAAAAAUUAAACUUGCUAAUUAAAACCAGAAAUCUUCUGAAUACAAUGCAGAAGAAUGACAAUGAUGACAUAGUCCAUGCAGUGCAACUUACAGUAAAGAAAGUUUGGGAGAAAGAAUGAAGUAUUUACAAACUAAAAUUUUUGUUAGCCUCAUUUUAAAAACUAUUUAUUCAGUAGAUUUCGUCUAUUUAAGAGUAUUUUUUUAUGUAAAGAACUCAAUGUGUACUUAUUAUCUAAUUUUGGAAACUAGUCUUCUUCAUAAAUAUAAUUUCAUACAUCAUACAUUAACAAGCUAAUUAUAUCUAAAAAUUAAUAGCUCAUUAUAUUUAAGAAUAAAAUAAAUAUUCAAAAUAACCAUUUCACAUAUAACUGCUCAUAGGUACAUGAGGUUAUAGAACUUGAAUAUUCAGUGACAGUAUACAAUUAAGUUAGGAAAAGCAGUUAAGAAAUUUUUAAUGACAAAAAAUGUAUGUACACAAGAGUGUUUUAAUAUGCAUUUGUAGAAAGUAAUUAAGCAGAAUUCAAUUUUUGUGAUGAUAGAUAUGUUUUAAAAAUUCACACAUCCACAUAUAUAUAUUUUAACUCCAAUUUUGUUUUCAUCUAGAAAACAAGUCAACCUAAAAUUAGUACAAAUAAACAUCAAAUCCAUUGCUAAUUGCAGUUUCAUUGAAAUUCUGCAAUUUGAUCAUGUUUUAUCGAAUUGUUACUGUUCACGGAAUUUCUCCAUUUGUUUACUAUUAUACCGCACAAAAUUAUCAUCCUUUUAAUAAUCUCAUGAGCCAAAAAGUGUUAAUUUACUGCAUCCAAAGUGAUUUUUAAUCCACACAGUUAUUGUCAUUUGUUAAGCUGUUAUAUUGCAUAAGUGAUAUUCACAUCUAGCACGGUUCUCUCCCUCCCAAUGUUUAUUUUCUCAAAGGUUGGUAAUCUGUUAAAAUAUUGAUAGUGUGUAUAUUAAAAACUUUAAUCUUUAUCAUUGCUGACUAAAAUCAUGUACUGUACUAUCAUGCUACGAGUCAGAACAACUUGUUUUGAUCCUUUUUAGCAUACUUUAAGAAAUUUAUGCUAGACUAAGUGGCAUAUUUAAAUAAAUCAGUUAUUCCUUAUUAAGAAAAGAAAGAAUAAAUCUGAAAAUAAUUAGUGAACAAUAUAAAAAUUCCACAUUUACAUAAGACUGUUUUUUCCUAUAUAUCUGUGAAAUAUGACUUUUUCGCAAUAUUUUUAACAUUCUCUUGAAUUAACAUUAUCUUAUGAAAAUUUAGAUUGAAAAUUUAAGUUUAAAAUCUUUAUUAUUAGUUUAAAAUCUUUAUUAUUAGGAAUACAACACUAGGUCAGCAAUAUAACAGUGUAUUUCAAAAAUUCCAUUGUGGUUUAAAUAUUUAGUGCUGACUUCAAAACUGUGUAACAUCAUUCUGGAAAUGUCCCCCCCCCUUUAUUUUCCUUUAUAAAUGUUGUCAUUAAAAAGAACUGAAUUGAGCUUAUUUUAAGUCAGCAUUUUAUAAAAUACUUGUUUUUUCUUUUCGUAUUGAGAUGAAUAUUUAAAAUUUAUACCUGUGUGCCAAAUUGUUGAGAAUUGCAUGUAUAUAACCUAUUAUCUAUUUUAUAUGUAUUUUAUAUGUAUUUUAAUUGUUGGUUAUGGAAAUUUAGUUUUUAAGCAUAUUUCAAUUUAAACAUCCUACUGCUCUUAAAUGUCUCCAAUAGCUGAACUGUAUACUUUUAUUUCUUCCUACUAUAACAUAUCAUUAUGUCAGUUUUUCAGCAAAAUCUUAGGAUUACUGUUUUUAGGCAGUUGUGUUGCAUAUGUGUUCUUUUAAAUACUUUGUAGUCUCAAUUCAACUUAAAUUUUUUCAGUGUACUGAAUUUUAAAGUGAAAAAUAUUUAAUAUGCUAAAUUUAACUGCUCAACAUUCAAUAUAUUACAUACUUGUUCUCCAUUUAAUUUGAAGAAAAUAUAUUUCUGUAUAUUCUUGUUAAUUAUAUAAUUUGUUAUUGUAUAAAACUAGUCUAAAUAAUAAAAAUAUAUGAAACUAAAAAAAAA
This is a messenger RNA of Stegodyphus dumicola, 3511 nucleotides long. RefSeq lists its product as uncharacterized. NCBI's taxonomy places the organism in Eukaryota, Metazoa, Arthropoda, Arachnida, Araneae, Eresidae. The record is from RefSeq and is a predicted model, not a curated record.